Molecule: messenger RNA, 1461 nt
Organism: Miscanthus lutarioriparius
Lineage: Eukaryota; Viridiplantae; Streptophyta; Magnoliopsida; Poales; Poaceae
Source: the annotation of a GenBank genome assembly
AUGGAGAACAACGUUGAGAAAAAUAACAUGUUGAAAGAGUUCUAUAUCCCAACUUAUAUUUUCGUACCGGAGUCUCCAGUGGAGCAAGCAUCUCAGAUACCUACUUGUCCAGUGGUUGUUUUUAUCAACACCAAAAGUGGAGGUCAACUGGGACGUGAGUUAAUUGUCACAUACCGUAAGCUUCUCAACCAUGCCCAGGUAUUUGAUCUGCUUGAUGAAGCUCCAGACAAGGUCUUGCUCAGACUAUACAGCAACCUGGAAAGGCUCAAGCAUGGUGGUGACACUCUUGCUUCUGAAGUCUAUAGGAGACUAAGGCUAAUAGUUGCUGGAGGUGAUGGAACGGCAGGUUGGUUGCUUGGAGUUGUAUCUGAUCUUAAGUUAGUACGUCCACCUCCUGUUGCUACAGUUCCACUGGGAACUGGAAAUAACUUGCCUUAUUCUUUUGGAUGGGGAAAGAAAAAUCCUGGAACAGAUCAUGAUUCGGUCAUAUCAUUUCUUCAAUUAGUAAGGGAAUCAAGAGAGAUGAACAUUGACAGCUGGCACAUUGUCAUGAGAAUGGAGGGCCCAAAAGAUUCUCCUUGUGAUCCAAUUGCACCUCCUGACUUGCCUCAUUCUUUGCAUGCAUUUUGCCGUGUGCCCAAGACAGAUCCACAAGAUAUGGAGUAUUCUUACACAUUUCGCGGGGGAUUUUGGAAUUACUUCAGUAUGGGAAUGGAUGCCCAAGUGUCUUAUGCGUUUCAUUCUGAGAGGAAACUGCAUCCAGAGAAGUUCAAGAAUCAGUUGUCCAAUCAGAAAACAUAUUUGAAGCUGGCAUGUACACAAGGAUGGUUUUGUACCUCUCUGUUUCAUCCAAUGUCACGGAACAUUGCUUGCCUUGCGAAAGUGAAGAUAAUGAAGAAAUCUGGAAAAUGGGAAACCAUGGAAAUUCCACAAAGUAUUCGGUCCAUUGUUUGUCUCAAUUUGCCCAGCUUCUCUGGUGGACUAAACCCUUGGGGAACACCAAGUAAGAGGAAGCAAAGAAAAAGAGACUUGGUAAUGCCUCCACUUGUGGAUGAUGGUCUUCUGGAGAUUGUGGGUUUCAAAGAUGCUUGGCAUGGCCUUGUCUUGCUAUCUCCAAAAGGCCAUGGAACUCGCCUUGCUCAGGCUCACCGUGUUCGAUUCGAGUUCCUCAGAGGCGCAAUUGAUCAUGCUUACAUGAGAAUGGAUGGGGAGCCCUGGAAGCAGCCUCUUCCCACGGAUGAUGGCAAAGUCGUGGUAGAGAUCUCCCAUGCUGGGCAGGUGAAGAUGCUCGCGACCAAAGACUGCAAAGCCAAAGGCAUCCAUGAAUCGUGCCCAGCUAUUUCAACGGUUCAUCCAGAGUCCAUCUCCAGCGACGACAUGAACGAUGACUUCGAGGAGGAGCGGAGGAACUUUGGUGCUGCCUUGUCUUUUAGAUACUUGGGUGACGUGAACAAACAAUAA